AUGGGGCUUCUGGAGAGACCUGUUCUCCCACGAGUGCUUUCACUCAUGGGCUCAGAGAAAUCGAAGCAGUCGUUUAAGACCCAAUUCACCACCCGGGAAGGUCUGUACAAGCUGCUGCAGCACUCGGAGUACAGCCGGCCCAACCGGGUGCCGCAGGGAUCCAACCCUGUCCGCGUCUCCUUCGUAAACCUCAACGACCAGUCUGGCAACGGCGACCGCCUCUGCUUCAAUGUGGGCCGGGAGCUCUACUUCUAUAUCUACAAGGGGGUCCGCAAGGAAUAUGCUGCUGACCUGAGUAAACCCACAGAUAAAAGGAUAUACAAAGGGACGCAGCCCACUUGCCAUGACUUCAACUUCCUCACAGCUACAGCAGAGAGCGUCUCUCUCCUAGUGGGCUUUUCCGCAGGCCAAGUCCAGCUUAUAGACCCAAUCAAGAAAGAGACCAGCAAGCUGUUUAACGAGGAAAGACUAAUAGACAAGUCCCGCGUAACCUGUGUCAGAUGGGUUCCUGGUUCGGAAAGCCUUUUCCUAGUAGCCCAUUCAAGUGGGAACAUGUACUUAUAUAAUGUGGAGCACACUUGUGGCACCACAGCCCCCCACUACCAGCUCCUGAAGCAGGGAGAAAGCUUUGCCGUGCACACUUGCAAGAGCAAAUCCACGAGGAACCCUCUCCUUAAGUGGACGGUGGGCGAGGGGGCCCUCAACGAGUUUGCUUUCUCCCCAGAUGGCAAGUUCUUAGCAUGUGUGAGCCAGGACGGGUUUCUGCGUGUGUUCAACUUUGACUCAGUGGAGCUGCACGGUACAAUGAAAAGCUACUUUGGGGGCUUGCUUUGUGUGUGCUGGAGCCCAGAUGGCAAGUACANUGUGACAGGUGGAGAGGACGACUUGGUGACAGUCUGGUCCUUUCUAGACUGCNGAGUAAUAGCUAGAGGCCAUGGGCACAAAUCCUGGGUCAGUGUUGUAGCAUUUGAUCCCUAUACUACUAGUGUAGAAGAAAGUGACCCUAUGGAGUUUAGUG
This is a messenger RNA of Mus pahari (shrew mouse), 1018 nucleotides long. RefSeq names its product WD repeat-containing protein 20-like. Lineage: Eukaryota; Metazoa; Chordata; Mammalia; Rodentia; Muridae. The record is from RefSeq and is a predicted model, not a curated record. Gene Ontology annotation, molecular function: protein binding.